Messenger RNA from Siniperca chuatsi (mandarin fish), 2158 nucleotides. Its product is annotated as trace amine-associated receptor 1-like. Gene Ontology annotation, molecular function: G protein-coupled receptor activity. The transcript has a single exon. Gene Ontology annotation, biological process: adenylate cyclase-activating adrenergic receptor signaling pathway. Lineage: Eukaryota; Metazoa; Chordata; Actinopteri; Centrarchiformes; Sinipercidae. Gene Ontology annotation, cellular component: membrane. The record is from RefSeq and is a predicted model, not a curated record. Bases 961 to 1962 code for a protein of 333 amino acids.
UCUCGUCUUGUUCGCUGGUCACUGUGGUUAUGCAACGCUUGAUGGGGCCCCAAGUCCCCCAGUGUCAGGCAGGGUCCCAGGUUGUGGCAGUUUUACCAUAGGGGAGCCUUCUGGUGGCACUGUAGAGUUGGCCACUGCUGUAUGGGGUAAGGGGGCAGCGUCUCUUCUGGCUGUUGCUGUAAGUAGCGGUGCGCCAGUCGCUGACAACUGAUCGGAAGAGGUGGCAGCGUGAUAUGACGCUACUGGAAGGGCUGAGUGGGUACCUCAGAAAGGCGUGAGGGAGAGAUGGCAUCAUUUACAGCUGUUGGCGUCAGCUUCUGCUUGACUGCUCCUCGGUGUUCUCUCCUCUGUAGCUUUUCUUCGUGCGCACCGAUCCGCUGCUCUGCUGACUUGUUGCUUUGAGGCGAGCAAUGAGUUUGUCAAUCUCUCUAAGCGAAAUCAUCGUCUCAGAUCCCACUUCCGAUACCAAUCAUGGCCAAGGAGCACAUUCGUAGUUUGCAUUGCAUUUGUAUACAGUGCAGUAUAUCUUAUAUUACUACUAAAAAAAGUUAAAAAGUUACUUUGAAAUAGUUCAAACAGACUUAAGGACAAACCUACACAGUUAGUGUCUCUCAUAUCACAUGCAAACAUGAAUGUAGUGUAUCCCAUCUGAUUGGACAACACACCUUUGAAUUAAUUAUGGUAAUUAGGUGGGAGUUGAUUAUUGAAGUCCUAAGGUUCUGAACAAUGCAACAGUGAAUGAGGACACACAUCAACACUGAUGUGUCAGCUAACUUGAGGUGUAUGGUAUGAAACUUAAUGAUCUACUUGUCUUUAGUUAUUUUAACUUAAUGUCUUUGUUCCUUAAGAACAUUAAUGUUGUUGUGGUUACAUAUGCUGAAGUAAAUGUUCAAGUAUUUAAAAUGUUUUCUCAAUGUAAAUGGUUAAUAAUUGAAAAUUGAAUUGCAGAAAUUGAGAGACAUGGAACCAGAAGUGACUGUCAACGGGACUUACACUGUUAAUGACAUACAUCCUUGCUAUGAAUCAGAUAAUACACCUUAUGUAUUUACAAACAACCCUUCCAUAAUAUGUGUGUUAUUAUAUAUUUUCCUUGGUGCAUUGUCUGUUGUCACAAUAUGUGGAAACCUUCUUGUAAUAAUCUCCAUCAUUUACUUCAAACAGCUCCACUUACCUACUAACUACCUCAUCCUGUCUCUGGCUGUGGCUGACCUGCUUGUAGGAGUUUUAGUCUUUCCUUUCAGCAUGGCAGUCACUGUAACCUCAUGUUGGUAUCAUACAACUAUAUUUUGUAAAGUACGAGGAAGCUUUGAUGUUACACUGAGCACAGCUUCUAUUUUGAAUUUAUGCUGUAUUUCAAUUGACAGAUAUUUUGCAGUAUGUCAGCCUCUAGCUUAUAAAAGUAAAAUAAAUGAUCGCAUUAUUGGGAUUAUGAUCCUGGUGAGCUGGGGAGUUUCUGCUCUAAUUGGAAUUGGCAUCAUAAUUGCAGGUUUUAAUCAAGGAAAAUGUGGAGAAAGUUGUUUAAUUGAUGCUCUAAUAUCAACCACUCUGGCAUGUAUUUUCUCCUUUUAUAUCCCGGCAAUCAUAAUGCUCUGUAUAUACCUGAAAAUAUUCCUUGUUGCACAAAGACAAGCAAACAGCAUCCAGAACACAACCUGUCAGAGCACCAAGUCUGGAGCAACUGUCAGUAAGAUGGAAAGAAAGGCCACCAAAACUCUGGCUAUAGUCAUGGGAGUUUUUCUCUUAUGCUGGAGUCCUUACUUUCUUUUUAUCAUCUUUCAGCCUUUAACAUACGAUGUAACACCAAUUGCUGUGAUUGAAACACUUAACUGGCUUGCAUUGUCAAAUUCAAUGCUCAAUCCAUUAAUUUAUGCUUUCUUUUACCGCUGGUUCAGAUCAGCUUUCAGAAUGAUCAUUUCUGGAAAAAUAUUUCAAGGUGAUUUUGCUAACUCAAAAUUGUUUUGAUUGUUGAUUUGAAUGUUCAGAUACCAUUUUAACUGGAGAAUAAUGACAGGUUGAAACAAUAAUGAUUAACUUAUACCACUAUAAUAUAUUUACUAUAUUCACUGUCUGAGCAAAAUUGACUGUAUAUACACUUGUAGUUCUUAUUUAACAAUACUAACUGUAAAAUAAAAACUGUUUGGCAUUAAUUUCAACACAA